Messenger RNA from Danaus plexippus (monarch butterfly), 870 nucleotides. RefSeq names its product flightin (gene Fln). NCBI's taxonomy places the organism in Eukaryota, Metazoa, Arthropoda, Insecta, Lepidoptera, Nymphalidae. The record is from RefSeq and is a predicted model, not a curated record. The transcript is spliced from 3 exons. The coding region runs from base 177 to 668 and encodes 163 amino acids.
UCAGCAUAUUGACAGAAAAUCAUUGGCAACCGGUACCACUAACAACAUUUACAAUAGCGGGGUCGCAGGGAGAUAUAUCGGGUGGCUGUCUGGCCAGGGACCGCCAGCAUCAGUUGUAUUCGAACUAUCAAGCUCUUCACACGUCCACAAAUUUUAAUUAGAUUACAUCUGACAUCAUGUGGGAUGACGUGGUAGAGGAAGAAGCUCCGAAGCCGGCAGAAGCACCUGCAGAUGUUGCUUCAGAUGCCCCUGCCCCUGCCCCUACUGCUGAGGAAGGUGCUAAACCAGAAGAGGCUAUUCCACCACAGCCGGAAAAUCCUCUAAACGCUGCCGACAAAAGACUUGUUUGCAAACAUUGGGUCAGACCAAAAUUCUUCCAAUACAAUUAUAUUUACGACUACCAGAGGAAUUACUAUGAUGAUCUGAUUAGUUAUAUAGACAAACGUAAUCAUGGAAUACCUGUUGAAAGACCCCAACCACAGACUUGGGGAGAGCGUGCUCUUAGGACAUAUCUAUCGAGAGGCUACAGCUACAGCACUAAGAAAUACAGCAAAGAUACCACGCUCUUGAACCACAUUUCUGUUGGUGCCAAGUUCCAACGUGCUCAUACUAAGUCCCUUAUCUCGAGGAAGUAUUCCAAGCUUGGAAUUAACUCCGUAUAUCUAUAGCUUGGCUCUAACUUACGCUUGUCGUUGCUACGCGGACUUACCUUCAGGCUCCAAUCAUGAACUUAAAUGUCAAUGUUACAGGAUUUCGUUGUCGUGAUUCAACCAACACUGCCCUAGCUGACCAGAAAAGUAUAUAUGAGCUGUCCGCAUUUUGCAUAUAAUGUCUUAUUUUCAUUAAUAACGAAUAAACGAUAAGUUUUAA